AUGCUGGCCCAAAAAUCCAGGGCUAAGUGGAUCAAAGAGGGUAAUACCAUCUCACAUUUUUUCCAUGCUUCCUUGAAGGACAGGUACAUAAAGAAUUAUCUAGUGGGGCUACAUACUGAGAACGGGGGUGAGGUAAAGGAUGUUGUUGUUCAUCACUUUCAGAGGAUUUUCAUGGAACCUAACUUGGAGCGUCCCUUCUUAUCAGGUAUUCAGUUUAAUCAGGUGUCAUCUUGUGAUUGUGUUUCUCUAACUGUUUUGAAGAAGGAUGUUGUGGGUAGGUGUUCUCCCAAAGGUUGUGACUUCCUCCUGAAAAAGAUUGUCCCCAAUCUUUAUUGGAAUAUAGACCAAUCUCUCUUAUUGGUAGUAUGCACAAGAUUAUUUCGAAGCUUAUGGUUUGGUUCUGUUAUUUCACCUUGUCAGAUAGCCUUCCUGCCUGGUAAUAGUAUUUUAGAUGAUGUUAUGGUGACUAAUGAGCUCAUUGAUCUUGUUCAGAAAGGCCAAAAAAGUUGUUUCCUUUUCAAAAUUGACUUUGAAAAGACAUAUGACUCUGUUAGCAGUAUGUCAGUUCUGGUUAACGAUAGUCCUACAGGGGAAUUUGUGGCUCAACGGGGGCUUAAGCAAGGGACUCUGUUGGGCACUCUGUUGUUUUUUAUGGUGGCUGAGGGGUUAAGUGGCUUAGUGGAUGAUUCAAUCUUUUUUGGUGAGGCUUGUGGGCUAUCAAGGCUAUUUAAGGAGGACUCUUGA
Glycine soja is the source of this 744-nucleotide messenger RNA. RefSeq lists its product as uncharacterized. Lineage: Eukaryota; Viridiplantae; Streptophyta; Magnoliopsida; Fabales; Fabaceae. Bases 1 to 744 code for a protein of 247 amino acids. The transcript is spliced from 2 exons. The record is from RefSeq and is a predicted model, not a curated record.